GCACAAACGUUAUACAAUACACAGAUGGAAGAUGUUAUAGACAUAUAGAAGACAACUCAUAAUGUGUCCAUGUGAAACAUGUGUGUCCUUUACAGCCCUAUUGAAUGUGUUAUUUUUUGCGCUAGGAGUGGUCAUGAAGAAGAGGAAACGACCUGACUCCUCCUCUUUGACUUCUGAUGAGUCCUUCCAGCAGCCAAUCAGUGAGCCGUCCGUCAGUUCACAGAUGAGUGCAGCAAAGUCCACACAUCCCAGCUGUGUCUCUCUGAAGAGCGAUGGAUCCAUGUACAUGCCACUCAAUUUUGGUCUUAAAGAGAUACAAAGACAGCAGAGUGAAGAGUCGUCCAGUGCAGAGUGUUUGGAGGAUUUUAGGGAUCCAGUCUUUUUAACCAUUGGACACCAGAGAGAUACUGCGGAAGACACGUUUGUUACAGGGAACAGCCAUCGUUUGAAAGCAAAGAAGAAUCUUAAAGAAACAAUGGAAAAACAAUACACCGUGGCGUACGAAGGCCAUAGUGACCAACAGACUUCUCUGGAAAGCACCUACACAACACUCUACGUCAUCGCUGGAGAGAGUGGAAAUCCACAUGCAGAGCAUGAGUUCAGGCACCUUAAACGUAAAUUGGAACGACGAUCUUUUACAAAUUCAGUCCACCUCUGUGAAAUCUUCAAACGGUCACAUGGCCAAGAGAAACCCCCCAGAACAGUCCUGACGAAGGGCAUUGCAGGAAUUGGAAAAUCAUUUUCUGUGCAGAAAUUCAUUCUUGAUUGGGCCGAGGAGAGAGCUAACCAGGACAUUGAUUUUGUUUUCAAUCUUGCUUUCCGAGAGCUGAAUCUGAGUACAGAAAACAAAAGCUUGAUUGAGCUCCUGACUGAUUAUCACCCUGUGCUCCAUGAUCAGAAAGAUUCAGAAGAUUUCACCAAAGCCAGGGUUAUCGUGAUCCUGGACGGCCUGGAUGAAAGCAGACUUCCACUGGACUUUGAGAACAAGCCGGUAACAUCUGUCAGUGAAGUAACAUCUGUUGGUAAUCUCCUAGUGAACCUCAUCCAGGGAAACCUUCUUCCUGAUGCUAAACUGUGGAUAACAUCCCGUCCGGCAGCUGCCAAUCAGAUCCCUGCAGAGUUUGUUGACAUGGUGACGGAGAUACGAGGGUUCAGUGACCCACAAAAAGAAGAAUACUUCAGGAGGAGAUUCAGUAAUGACUUGAGUCUUGCUGACAGGAUCAUUUCACACAUUCACUCUUCACAGAGUCUCGACGUCAUGUGCCAGAUCCCGAUCUUCUGCUGGAUUUCUGCCGUAUUAUUUCAGGAGAUCUUUGGGGGAGAUGAGAAAGCUGAGACUCCCCAAACUCUCACAGAGAUGAUGGCACAUUUCCUGUUUGUCCAGACAAAACGCAGAAGCAGAAAAUAUGAAAAGAAGACUGAGCAAAACCAAGAGAGACUUCUCAUGACACACAAGGAAUUUCUUCUGAAACUCGGCAAGCUUGCAUUUGUCCAGCUGCAGGAGAACAACCUCAUCUUCUACGAUGAAGACCUGGAAGACUGUGGCAUUGACAUACGAGAGGCAUCCGUCUACUCUGGAUUUUGCAGUGCAGUGUUUAGGGAAGAAAAAGUCUUUUCUCAGAGAAAGAUCUUUUUCUUUGUGCACCUGACCAUACAGGAGUUCUUUGCUGCUCUUUUUGUCUAUGACUGUUUCACAAACAAGAAUACAAAAGAGCUCGGCAACUUCCUCGAUCUGAAGGACAAAGAACAUACCUUACUUGAUCUUCUGAAGAUGACCGUUGACAAAGUGUUGGAGAAAAAGAACAGCCAUCUGGACUUCUUCUUGAGAUUCCUCCUUGGCCUCAUGGUAGAACCCAACCGGAGAGUCCUUCAGGGUCUGCUGACAUCGCCAGACCCAGGCCAAGAUACCCAAAAGAAAAUCCUGACUCACCUCAAAGCCAUCCGAAGAAAGGCCCUCUCUCCAGAUAGUUGUAUCAACCUCUUCCAGACCAUGGUCGAGAUGAGAGACAACAAAGUCAAAAACGAGAUUCAGAAAUAUCUCAAAUCGUCAGAUCGUUUGAAAACAGAGCUGACUCCACUGCACUGCUCUGCGCUGGCCUACAUGCUGCAGGUAUCAAAGAAUGAUCUGGAUGUGUUGGACUUGAAGAGUUACAACACAUCAGAUGAAGGUCGAAGGAGGCUGAUACCAGCUGUGACGACCAGCAGAAAGGUCAUACUUGCAGAUUGCAAAGUGACUGCAGAGUUGGUAGAGCACCUGGCCUUGGCCCUCAGGCACCCCUACUCAGUUCUGAGAGAUCUGGACCUCAGCAACAAUGACUUGACAGAUUCAGGAGUGGAGCUGCUAUGCGAUGGACUACCAAGUCAAUGCUGCAAAUUGGAGACACUGAGGUUGUCAGGUUGUCAGGUAACAAAGGAAGGAUGUGCUUAUCUGGCCUCGGCUCUGGAGUCCAACCCUUCCCAUCUGACAGAGCUGGACCUGAGCUACAACAAUCUGGGAGAAUCAGGAGAGAAGCUGCUCUCUGAGCUGAAGAACGAUCCACAAUACAAGCUCGACAUACUCAACGUUGAACAUGGUGGAAGUCACAGGAUGGAACCAGGCUUUAAGAAAUAUGCCUGUGAGCUCACUUUGGACCCCAACACAGCCCACAAGAACCUCCUUCUCUCUGAAGGGAACAGAAAGGUGACCUGGGUUGAAGACGAGCAGCCGUCCCAUCACCAAGAAAGGUUUGAUUACUGCAAACAGGUACUGUGUGAACAGGAUCUAGAUAAGCGCUGCUACUGGGAGGUCGAGGUGUUCGGACCCUUAAGCAUUGGGGUCACGUACAGACAACCUGCCCAGAAAGGGAAGACGGAUGAGAUGGGAUACAAUGACAAGUCUUGGUGUCUAGUUUGCUCUAAUGAUGGAAAUUACAUUUUGCACAACAACGAGAAAGUAGAUGUGACUUCACUUGGAUGGCGCUCUAGUCGGGUGGGAGUGUAUCUGGAUUGGCCGGCUGGCACUCUGUCAUUCUACAGAGUUUCCUCUGAUAGUCGGACCCGCCUUCAUACCUACAAAACAACGUUCAAUGAGCCCCUCUAUCCCGCUGUUAAACUCGAACACACUCAGUCUUCUGCAUUCUUUUGUCAGCUAAUAUAAUCAACCUUUCAAUGCAUUCACACUAGAGCCAAUACUUUUUGUCAGAAUUGGUUAUUUCCCAUAAAAGGUAUAAACAAAUAGUCGUAUUUGUAGUGUAACAAUGUCCUACUGUCUAAUAGAUUGAAGUUGUAGACUCUCGGGUUUCACUAACUUACAUUUUACAUCCUAGAAGUUUAAAAUGAGGUUACUGU
Sander lucioperca (pikeperch) is the source of this 3327-nucleotide messenger RNA. Its product is annotated as NLR family CARD domain-containing protein 3-like. NCBI's taxonomy places the organism in Eukaryota, Metazoa, Chordata, Actinopteri, Perciformes, Percidae. The transcript has 8 exons. Gene Ontology annotation, molecular function: protein binding. The coding region runs from base 62 to 3136 and encodes 1024 amino acids. The record is from RefSeq and is a predicted model, not a curated record.